AAAAAAUAUUUAAGUGCAGACUUAGCGUAAUUCAAUUCCUCUCUCCCAGUUUGAUUAACUUUUCGGACUCUGGAUGCCCCUCAAUUGGUGAAAUACUAUAGUACCUAUUGUGUAAUUUGAUUGAUAAUCUUCUGCUCUACUUAAAGCCGACAGGGUCGCCGUCGAUAGCACUGAUCCCCCUUAGUUUUCCUGUUCAGAUUUUGGGCUCUCACAGUCUCAACUUUGCAGAAAUCCUGAGCGAGCUCACAUAGUUGCUUUCUGAAAUGUUCCGGAACACGUUUCAAAGUGGAUUUUUAUCCGUGUUUUACAGUCUCGGGAGUAAACCUCUACAGUUAUGGUCAAAACAGGCUCUAAAUGGAGGGCAUAUUAAACGAAUAACUGAUGAAGAUGUGCAAAGUUUGGUCUUGGAACUAGCCAGCCCAAAUGUCAGUACUUGCUGGAUUGCGUGCCCGGCUGACGAUAAAAAAAGUUUGGGAAUAAAGUUGCCCUUUCUGGUGAUGAUCGUGAAAAAUCUGGAAAAAUAUUUCACUUUCGAAAUUCAGAUAAUUGACGACAAGGGGAUCCGUCGACGUUUCCGCGCCAGUAAUUUUCAAGUUGAAGCACGCGUCAAACCCUUCAUCUGCACAAUGCCCAUGCGCCUGGAUGAUGGCUGGAAUCAAGUCCAAUUUAAUUUGGCUGAUUUUGUCCGUCGAGCAUAUGGAACAAAUUAUGUGGAAACCAUUCGGAUUACGGUGCACGCCAACUGCCGUCUGCGUAGGAUUUAUUUCGCCGAUCGAUUGUACUCGGAAGAUGAAGUACCGCAUGAGUUCAAGCUGUUUCUGCCGAUUAAGGACGACGACAGCAAAGAGGACGCACAGGAAGGAGCGCAGAUCUCGUAGAAAAAUAAGUCAUUAUUUCCGGCCAUUAUUUUUAUCAGUGUUUUGGCUUCGCCGAGCUCAGAUUUAUGAUCUCAUUGCUUUCUAGUUUAACUGCGUUGUGUUCGCAUGCUGUCCAUAGAGCUAUGUUAGAAGACAACGAACUGUGCGGAACAAACUCGUUUUUGCAGAUUCAUAAAUGUAGAAAUAAAAUAUUCAGAUUAGCUCAAAAUUCUAACUAAUAUGUAUUUACAGUGAAAACGUUCGAACAGAAACCAAU
This is a messenger RNA of Paramacrobiotus metropolitanus, 1134 nucleotides long. RefSeq names its product cilia- and flagella-associated protein 20-like. The transcript is spliced from 6 exons. Lineage: Eukaryota; Metazoa; Tardigrada; Eutardigrada; Parachela; Macrobiotidae. The record is from RefSeq and is a predicted model, not a curated record. Gene Ontology annotation, cellular component: ciliary basal body; motile cilium. The coding region runs from base 264 to 878 and encodes 204 amino acids. Gene Ontology annotation, biological process: regulation of cilium beat frequency involved in ciliary motility; cilium assembly; positive regulation of cell motility.